Molecule: messenger RNA, 393 nt
Organism: Colletotrichum truncatum
Lineage: Eukaryota; Fungi; Ascomycota; Sordariomycetes; Glomerellales; Glomerellaceae
Source: RefSeq, a predicted model, not a curated record
AUGUCGACGACAGACCAAGAAACUUUACUGUCAAUCCCAGAUAUGAGCUCGGUGACUGCAUGUCAUGGUAGCGUUGCCAGUAUUAAUGGGACUGGCGAGAAAUCUACCAAACAUGAGGCUCACAUCAUGGCGAAGCCGAGCGACUAUGCGAUGGCUCACAUACCUAGCCAGCCCGUUGGCGGCUUCCACGGACUCGGGCCACGCAAGGACCGUAUAUUUGUGCAAAUCACCGACAUAAUGCGCCCCUUUCGGCUGCCCGCCCUAGGUGAUGAGUCCGACAGCAUGAAUGUACCGAAGAGACCAAACGUGGGGAGUGAGUUAGUGGGAAUAGGUGCGCAGUUUGCGAGCACCCUCAAUCUGCACGAGAUUCCCACUGUCACUAAGGGGCGCUGA